AGAAGAAACUAGAAGAUAUUCACAUUUAACAAGCUGACAUCAGAGAAGUUUGACUCUUUAUUCAUAAAAAAUUACUCAAACUGAUUUAAUUGAUUAUCUAAAUAGUUAGCGAUUAAUUUAAUAGUUGACAACUAAUCGAUUAAUCUUUGCAGCGCUAGCGCCAGUCUUGAACAGCCCCCCCUCUCCCCUCCGCCUCUUCCUGAUUGGCUGUGAGUGGUUUUCAACUACGGACCACAUGGAAUGUUGGACGGGAGUGUCAUAGCUGGCACACUUAUGUCACGGGGUUAAAGGUCACUCUGGUUUCAGGCUUGACUUUGCAGAGUGUCCUCACGUGUUUACACAAGGUUUCUGCAGUCGUUGGGAAGAAUCCUGGGAAGUCUUUUCAUUUGACAUGUGGCUUUUAGAGGUCUUUGGGAGAAAAAAAAUCCAGUUUGGAAAAAAGAUGCUACUUAAAAUGUUCAAGUCAUCAUUUUAAAACUACAUCAGAUCACACGUUAUGUAAUGAGUUGUCACGAGACUUGUGAAGGGAAACGCGUAGGAUUAUUAUUAUUCUCGCUGUACCGUAAAUGAACUCAGUUUACAUGUUAGAAUACUCCAGUUUGUUUAGCUAUACAGUCUUCUUUUUGUCUUCUUUUGAGCAUUUUAGGCCUUCAUUUUGUGACAGGACAGCUUAGACGAGGACUGUGCCUCUGUAUAUGGGCGCACGCUCUACCAGGUGAGCUACCCAGGCGCCCGUAGAUCUACAUGCUUCUGAAUAAACUCAAACUUAGUAACAUUUCUCUAAAGGCUUCAACCGGCUUCAACUCACAAUUAUCUUUGGUCGAAAAAACAAAAGACAAUGAAAAAUGUACAACACCUUUCCCCGAGCCCAAGAUGACAUCAUUCAACGUCUUGUUUUGUCUAACCAAGAGUCCAAAAAUCAAAGAUAUUCUGUUUUACAGUAAUGUCAACAGUUAGUAACAAAACAGCAAGUUCGCACAUUUUAGGAGUUGGAACCAUCAAAUUUUUAGCAUUUUUUUUGCUCGAAAGAUUACUUACAAGAUUCAACGAUUAUUUAAAAUAGUUGCUUAAAUGUUCUGUUGAUCAACUUAUAGUUGCAGCUCUAGUUCAGAUCAGUGUGAAGUUUAGCCUAGAUCGUUUAAAUUAUAUCUCAUUUAAUUCUUUCAUCACAGUACUGUUUUAGUUCUUUCUAUUUUUAAGAUGAAUUCAUUCAAUAUAUUUUUGAAAGUCCUGUGUUUGGGGCGGCCUCCAGCUCACCCAGUAAGAGCGUGCGCCCCACGUAGGGCUUUGCAGCGGCCCGGGUUCGAAUCCAACCUGUGGCCCUUUACUGUGUCAUCCCAUCUCUUUCCUGUGUAGCCACUGUCACUACAGAAUAAAGGGAAACCCCCCCAAAAAUCUUAAAGAAAAGAAAGUCCUGUGUUGAAAAAGUUUUGUAUUUUUCAUAAAACAAAACCUUUUUGUAUCCCGAUGUUGCCAAAGAUGACUUCUUCUGAUAUAAUGAAGGUUAUUGUGACAAGAUAAAACGUAUAGUUGAGUAGAGUUUCCAUUUCGAGCUGCAGAUAAAGUGUUUGCUGCCUCUUGCAAAAGUGUAAAGUAUUGACAUGUUACAAGUUGACUUUUUGGCAUGAAGAUUAUGUUUCGUUGGCAGCAGGAUGUGUCCUAAACCAUUAAACAGUUUUCAGUGAAAUGUGGUGGAAAGUUGUAAGCAAAAGAGUUCAUUUGUGGUGGAGAUUUCAGAUAUUAAAAUGUGAAAGGAAUGUUCAUUAUGAAAAGAAUAAUGUAGGUUAAAAGUUAAGACUUUGCUGGCAUGAGUUUUCUGCGCAAAUCCAUCCAUCUCUUUUUCUCUCUGUGUGUUCCCUGCCGAUGCUGGAUUCUGGCUCAGGUAUUUCUCACCCUGUUGAGAUGCAGAGAUAGAGGACGAGAAGAAGAAGAACAAAAAAAAAAAAGACAGAGGAUCCCGUCAGUACCUGGGAACCUGAGGGAUCCUGGAAAGACAGAGAGGAGACAGAGACAGGACAGGGGGAACCAUCGGGGUGAUAAUGCUGUGAGGAGAGCUGCUCAGGGAAAGCUAAAUCAGGUCGUUUCUCUAUCCUCGUCUGUAUCCCGAAAGCGUCCUGUGCAGGAUCUGGUCUGGUCUGAGGGGACUGCAGCACCAUGGGAGCCUCCAGCGACAAGGUGUUUCUACACACCUCUCAGUAAGUCUAAAUUGUUAUCAUCUUCAGGUCAGUCAGUGAUCGAAAAUCAGGAGCCACAUUUACUGGUUAUCUGCCAAAUAUCCAAAACAGGCGUCUCUCCUCUCAGGGCUGCUUGUGUUCUUGCUCUGUGUCGUCUCUUCUCUCUGCCAGGAUGAAUAUUCUGGAUACCACUCAGGUGAGGUACACACCUAUGAAGGCUCCAUGGUCGACCACUUCGAAACCUCAGCCUCUCCUCAACCAGAGUAUCCACCUGAACCAACUCACAGCUACGACGAGGACCAGCGACCCGAGGAGGGGGAUUACGACCCGUACGGCCCUGAACCCACGCAGGUCACCAUGAUGACCGAGGAUGCCUUCCCCUACGCCACCACUGCCGAGUCCCACUACGCCAAAGAAGACACAGAGACCAUGCAGGUCCCAUAUGAGUAUCCUCCAGCAGGACCAGACACCGACUCCUCAGAGGAGGAGUCUGGGGUCAACGCAGCGCUUGGGGAGGAGGGGCCGACGGAGUGCGACUGUGAACCCGGACAGCCUGGAUUCGCUGGCUUCGCAGGACCAAAGGGAUCCAGAGGUCUGCAGGGUAAAACUGGUGAGCCAGGAGUUCAGGGCAGAGAGGGUUAUAAAGGAACCAAAGGGGUUUGGGGAAAAGGAGGAGACACGGGACCAGUGGGCGACGCCGGACCCGAAGGAGACGACGGAGCUUCUGGUUUCUCUGGAGCCAUGGGAGAACCUGGACUUAUAGGAGACCCAGGCGAGAAAGGAGAGUUUGGUCUGAAGGGUGACGUCGGGAUGGAGGGACCCCGCGGAGGAGUCGGAGGUCCGGGUGAGACUGGCCCUCGUGGUGACGUUGGGUCUUCAGGACCAAAGGGCGGUAAAGGCAUAAAGGGGUCUCGCGGUGAUGAAGGCAAAGAGGGGGCUCAGGGACGAGACGGACAGAAGGGUCAGGUCGGAGCUCCCGGGUUUCCAGGCGACGUCGGCGACAGAGGAUACACUGGUUAUCCUGGACAGCAGGGACCCAUCGGACCCACUGGACCAAAGGGCACUAAAGGUCUAGGCGGCGUGCCGGGCAGCGACGGUGACCCCGGAGAAGAUGGUCCUAUAGGAGUCCCAGGGGUAAUGGGAGACCCUGGACUGUUUGGAGCCAAGGGCCAGAAGGGGGAUCGGGGUGUGAAAGGACCCCGAGGCCGAGUGGGCACUGUGGGAGCUGGAGGAGAGCAAGGAGACGCCGGAGUACCAGGCAAACUAGGACCAAAGGGCCUGCAGGGCCAGCCUGGGGCCAAAGGUGAGACAGGACCUGAUGGUGAAAAGGGCACAGCAGGAAAGAAGGGCAUUAAAGGUGUGAAAGGACAAAAGGGCGGCGGGGGAGACCUUGGUGACAAAGGACAGCAUGGUCCUAAAGGUGCAGUCGGUCGUACCGGCGGCCCCGGCCCCGAGGGACCGCCCGGCACCCCGGGCACCAGAGGAGAGCGCGGUGCAAUCGGGGACCUCGGUGUUAAAGGCCAAGCAGGACCCAAAGGAGUUCCAGGUCCCACUGGUCCUGGUCUGACUGAUGAGCAGGUCCUGCAGCUCUGCAGGGGCGUGGUCACGGCCCAGAUCUCUCAGUACGCCGCCUCCAUCCGGGCCAAGUGUUCCCAGGGCUGCCCCGUCAACAACAGGACGCUCAUCGGGCCUCCAGGGGGCCCUGGGCAGACGGGGUCACUGGGCAAACCUGGUAAACCAGGAAAAGCCGGAGCCAAAGGAGCCCGAGGACCUCAAGGAGACCGUGGACUGGAGGGACAGAAAGGAGCGCAGGGUGACCAAGGUAAAAAAGGACCUAAAGGCCUCGCAGGUGAUCCAGGUACAGGUCUGGCAGGACCUGAUGGACCACAAGGCGUCAGAGGUCUGCCAGGUCACCCGGCAGAACCCCAAAAUGGCAUGGAAGGUCCCCGAGGUCCCCGUGGCUUCCCUGGUCCAGUUGGUCAGACCGGCAUGCUCGGGGACGCAGGCGUGCCAGGAUUUUGCGAGGCGCGGGACUGCAGCAUCCAUGCACCGGUGACGCGCAAAGAGCAGGGUCUGGUGAAAGGACCCAUAAGUUCAAAAAUGUGAACCUGAACACGAGCGACGAGCACCGCCGUGAGAUUAUAGAGCGUCUGAAAUUCCCCUGGUGGCAACUUUAAGGUUCGUCUCAUUGAAUAAGAUUAAGACAAUAGUUUGUUUGAAAGAUGCAAAUGAUUCUCUCGUUCAUUGCAAAUGUCAGGGGACCAAGCGUAGUACCCUGGGGCGCUCCGCUGAUGGACAGGUUUGGUAAGAAAUAGGAAACAGAGCAGGAAUGAAACCAGAAAAGACUUUUCCAUCUGAGCCAGACAAAGAUUUUAGAGGUUGUUAUACUCCAAACACUGUUACAGCGUUGAACAGGAACAAUAACGUCUGAGGGGGUUUGUUUAGUUUGAUAAAGACACCAAAUUAUUCCCCAUCGAUUCCUUCCUCCCUUCGGUUCAUUUUUUAUUUUUUCUGGAUCCCUAAAGUCAGUUUUGUUGUUUAAAAAUAAACAAAAAUAAAAAUGAAAAAAAGCUAUGUAAAUAUUUUGUAAAGUAUCUCAAAUACAUGUACUGUGCUCUGGAAUAUGUUUCAGAUAAACUGUCUUUAUGAUGUUUUUUUAAUCUGAGUCUUCAGUUUGUCAGUCGCCACAUGUUUAAAUGUUGUGCUUUUAAUUCUGACAAAAAAUAUUCCAGAAAAGAUAAAUCACAGAAAUGUCUCGGUUCCAGACUUUUUUUGUUUUCUUCCAGAUUUCUUUUUAGCAAUUCAACCAGAAAUGAAAAAUUAAACAACAAUUAAUUGUGAUUAUCAGGCUUUCACAGUAAAGCACUAAUCUGAUUA
Messenger RNA from Sander lucioperca (pikeperch), 5051 nucleotides. RefSeq lists its product as uncharacterized. The coding region runs from base 2397 to 4280 and encodes 627 amino acids. Lineage: Eukaryota; Metazoa; Chordata; Actinopteri; Perciformes; Percidae. The record is from RefSeq and is a predicted model, not a curated record. The transcript has 27 exons.